Messenger RNA from Branchiostoma belcheri (Belcher's lancelet), 2334 nucleotides. RefSeq names its product homeobox protein Mohawk-like. The coding region runs from base 203 to 1171 and encodes 322 amino acids. Gene Ontology annotation, biological process: muscle organ development; regulation of transcription by RNA polymerase II; cell development. NCBI's taxonomy places the organism in Eukaryota, Metazoa, Chordata, Leptocardii, Amphioxiformes, Branchiostomatidae. Gene Ontology annotation, molecular function: RNA polymerase II cis-regulatory region sequence-specific DNA binding; DNA-binding transcription factor activity, RNA polymerase II-specific. The transcript has 5 exons. The record is from RefSeq and is a predicted model, not a curated record. Gene Ontology annotation, cellular component: nucleus.
CAUUCCGUACCGACGCCGAGCGAGCUACGCACGGCACGCGGGCGUUCUUCGACGUUUUCAAGCGAAAGGAUUUGCGGUAGUUCCCGUCCCUGGGGAUCCGCGGAGCAGCGCGAGACAUACCGGUGCGCUGGGAUUUGUGUUCUUCCGGUGAGUGGAGGGUAAAAGCGCCGGCUGGGAAAACUUCACAACACCGCCUGAAAACAUGGUGGACUGCGCUGGAGAGAGCGAGCUCACCAUCGUCUCGGACUCGAGCUCCGAGUUCUCCGAAGACGACUUCGAGUACGGUGGUGGUGGAGCCGACGGGGUCCUUAAAGUCUCGGCCAUGGGGAGCAAGGAGUUGGAAGAGCGGGACCGAAGUCUGAGACGCCGCUCUUCAAGGCGCCGGAAUUCGGACAGGGUCCGUCACAAGCGGCAGGUGAUGCAAGACAUGGCCCGACCGCUGAAACAGUGGCUCAUCAAACACAGAGACAACCCUUAUCCAACCAAAACAGAGAAGAUCCUGCUGGCUCUGACGUCACAGAUGACGUUGGUACAGGUCUCCAACUGGUUUGCCAACGCCAGGCGGCGGCUGAAGAACACGGUGCGAGACCCUGACCUGAGCUGGGGCAUGCGCAUUAAGCUGUACAACAAGCACGUGCAGGGAAACGCGGAACUGUUGUCCAUCAGCUCUAACGACGACAGCGACGAGGACGACUUCGGGGAUUCUGAUUACGGCGAUCAUGAUGGCGGCAGCAAGGGAAAUCUCCUAAUCCCACGUUUCAAAGGAGACAGAGACGAGAACAGCAACAACUCGUCCCUGCCCCCCUCCCCCACUGAGGACUUGGACCACAGGUACGCCAUCCCCAGGUACCCGGACAGUGGCGAGGAGCCGAGUUCCCCCACCAAGUACAAGCACAGUAUCCUCCAGAGGUACCUCAACGACUCCUUCCACAGCACCGCGCGCAGGAACGACAAAUCCGGGUCCCUCAGCUCCCAAGAUUACGAAGACCUGUCGGAAUCGGCUCGGAGCAUCCGAUCGAGCUUCGGGAGUGACGGAAGUGUCCGAUUAAGCCCGACGAGUGAAGGCGAGCCGCGAUCAUCCCCGGUGUUUGAAGACGAGGAGUUGCACUGGAAGGAAAUUGACGCGGCCAUGGCGCUUACAAGUCUCGCGAGAAGUCGCGGCUGUCCGUGAGGAUGACGUCACGUGUGACUGACGACUUGCUGACAUGUCUGACAUCAUCAAAUCACCGACUGAUGGUCGAAUUAUGUAAAUACAACGAACUGGUCUAGAAGACGACUACGCAGCUCGCGGACCAAUGACGAUUCUUGCUUGAAGAGCCACUGCGACUCUUGUCAGAGACUGUCGAAUGCUGAUGUCAUUUUGAAGAAGCAAGACUUCAUUCCAAGGGGAUAUGUGGGGAACAAAUGAUCUUUCUGGGCUUUCUUUUUUCCACUGGACGACCUACCUAUCCGGGAUCUGUGGAAACGUGGGACCAAAUUUGAGCAGGAGCAGAGCAAAUAACGUGCCUUCAUCAUCAUUAGAACCACUAGGAUUGUAUUCUGAUGAAAGAAUGUCUAUGAUUGGACACAAGUUUGAACCGAGAGUGAGAGAGCAGCGGUGAUUGGUGGGUGACUUAACGAGGAACAAGUUUGCUGUUUGAAAAAACGAUGAACUGCGAUGCGAUUGGUUGUUUGGCGAGCGUUCCGUGACGUGGCUGUUUGUCAUUGGUUACUGAGAGGACAAGGUGCAAGGAAUGAUGGAAAAUCGGCCGCGCUGGCUCGCGACCAAGACGUAAAAACACCAACACAGAAGAAUGUUUUUUCUCAGCCAAGUCUUCCAGAUCAAACCAUUUUCAAACUCUAAUAUCUUUCCAGGGGGAUUUUUAUAAAGUACUAACAACAUUUUCUCGCCUACUUGACAACUACUGGCUGCCUAUGUACAAUGCUCGUCGCUUGACUACAAUAUGAUAUUCUCUUUUCGCAACCUUUGUUGAAGUUCAUCUUUUUUCCUUGUAUAUCCUCGACGACUACUGCCGAUUGAGCAGUUCAUACAUAUAGGUAUAUAUCAGUACUUGGUCAAAACCACUAGAAAGAUGGAGGGGUGGAUGGAUCAGUAAUAAAAAGAAGUACGGCUAAAUUUUACAUCUACCUGUCACGAGGGAUGGUUGGUAUCUCCCAGAACGAUUCUCGCUUUGUUUCUUGUUUUCGUUACUUCGUUUGAAUUUCUCUUUUUAAGUCGUGUAAUUUUCGCCGAGAUUAUUUAUGUUUCAUUGAUAUUUUACAAGAUGUUCUCUGACGUGUUUUUUGUGUCUCAUGUAAACAGCGAAAUAAAUAUUGGGGUUUGAGUUCAGUUUA